This is a messenger RNA of Sebastes umbrosus (honeycomb rockfish), 1536 nucleotides long. It is a transcript of the gene mbip, whose product is annotated as MAP3K12 binding inhibitory protein 1. Gene Ontology annotation, cellular component: cytosol. The record is from RefSeq and is a predicted model, not a curated record. NCBI's taxonomy places the organism in Eukaryota, Metazoa, Chordata, Actinopteri, Perciformes, Sebastidae. Bases 52 to 1053 code for a protein of 333 amino acids. The transcript is spliced from 9 exons.
CAGCGGUCAGUAUUCUGCAGCUGAUCAAGUCCUCCAGCUGUUUGGACCUUAAUGGCGGAGACAAUGAAGCUGAGUGGACACCACGCUCCUCCUAAUGAAGCCAGCUACAGGGACUGCAUGUGUGCGGUACUGAAGCUGUUGUCAGACUUCGGCAAAGAGCUCAAAUUAAGUGAUGCUGCUCUCAGAAUAGAAGUCAACAUCGAUGCUGUGGAUCUUCCAUCAUCUCCAGAUGCUCGUGUGUACAGCUGUUUGCAGAAACACAUCACUAAAUUACAGGCUGUUUCAGAAAGCUUGAAGACACAGUUGGAUGCUCAUAGUGAUGCAUCAUCUACAAAAGACACCACAUCAGACGAUGCCGUCACCUCAUCGUCCCUCAAAGAGCAGACGACUGCACUGUCUGAGCACCAUCCUCCCAGCCCAGAAGCUGCAGAAAGCAAGGCGGCGGCUGAUGACAUCAUGGUUCAGAUCAGAGCCAGGAAGUCAGAGAUUGAGCGAAGAAUAUCUGCAUUUAUGGAACGCAAGCAGAUGGAGAUCAAUGAAAACAAUGUACGCGAGUUUUGCAACGUGAUCGACUGCAAUCAGGAAAACAGCUGUGCCAGAACAGAUGCAGUUUUCACUCCUUAUCCAGGUUUUAAAAGCCACGUGAAAGUUACACGGGUGGUAAACACUUACGGACCCCAGACUCGUGGUGGGGGAGGCCAAGGAGAGGCUGGGGAUCAGCAGAGGGGGCCGAUGGCAAGAGACUGCGGAAAUGCAGCGAUAGAAGAACGACUUUACAACAUCGAGACUCACCUGAAACUCCCACGAGCUGGUCCAGUUCCAUUGAGUGUGUACCAGAGACUAAAGAAGCUGGAGGAUCGUAUCCUGGAGUUGGAGGGACUCUCACCGGAGUACUUUCAGUCCACGAGUCACCUGCACAAGCGACCAAAGCCAUCCCCUGCUCAGGCCUGUAGUCUGACAGAGUUAGACGAGAAGAUCAGUGCAGUGAAAGCGGCACUAUUGAAGAGGGUGAAUGAAUUCUCACCUGGAUAUGGAACAGAGUGUCCACUGUAACAUCCCCACACACUAACACUCCUAACACACUGUGUCUGUUAAUGCAUCAUUGGUUUCCUUUUGUGUUCCUCACCUCUUCAUUAGCACCGCUCUCACAAUAUGAUAUCAAAAAUACGGAAACAUUUCAUAUGAGCUUCAUUUUACGGCCAGAAAAAUUGUAUUCCUUAAAAUACUUUUGUAGUUAAAUCAAGGGUGCUCCGAUCAGGUUUUUUGGGGUCGAUCACAGAGCGCUGGAAGCAGAAUCGGUUUAUGCAAUCACGGGGUCUAUUUCAAGAAUUCAAGAGCAGGCAAAUAAAUAUUGUAAACGUUUUCAUUUCAAAAUAUUUGCGGAAUCUGAUCAGCUCUUCUGAUCUCUUAUAGAGACCACCGACCGAUCAAACUAUUUACAACGAAUAUCGGCCGAUAAAUCGAUGACCGAUUGAUCGGAGCACCCUUAUGUGAUUAUAAUUGUUCUGUAAAUAAAGAUUUUUUCUUUCAUGUAAA